Molecule: messenger RNA, 4293 nt
Organism: Lacerta agilis (Sand lizard)
Lineage: Eukaryota; Metazoa; Chordata; Lepidosauria; Squamata; Lacertidae
Gene: MTMR6
Product: myotubularin related protein 6
Exons: 14
Coding region: 100-1962 (620 amino acids)
Biological process (GO): dephosphorylation
Cellular component (GO): nuclear envelope
Molecular function (GO): phosphatidylinositol-3,5-bisphosphate phosphatase activity
Source: RefSeq, a predicted model, not a curated record
AGCACUCGAUUAUCAGGAAGUGUCUCCAGGAGACGCCGGCUGAGCGGCCAGUCGGAGAGGGGCGGCGGCGGCGGCGGCCAGCUUGGGCGCGGUGGCAUCAUGGAGCACAUUCGCACCACGAAGGUUGAACAGGUGAAAUUAUUAGAUCGUUUCAGCACAAACAUCAAGUCACAAACAGGAACGCUCUAUCUCACAGCAACUCACCUGUUAUUUAUAGACUCGAGCCAGAAAGAGACAUGGAUACUGCACCAUCAUAUUGCUGCGGUAGAGAAACUCGCCUUGACCACGUCCGGCUGCCCCCUGGUGAUCCAGUGCAAGAACUUCAGGAUAGUUCACUUCAUUGUUCCCAGAGAAAGGGACUGCCAUGAUAUUUAUAACUCCUUGCUUCAGCUGUCAAAACCAGCAAGAUACGACGAAUUGUAUGCCUUCUCAUACAACCCAAAGCAAAAGGAGGAAGAGAGAGUGCAAGGCUGGCAGCUCAUAGACCUUGCAGAAGAGUACAACCGGAUGGAUGUGCCUAACUCUGACUGGCAGUUAUCAGAUGCAAAUCGUGAUUAUAAGAUCUGUGAAACAUAUCCCAGAGACCUUUAUGUUCCCAGGAGUGCAAGCAAGCCCAUCAUUGUUGGCAGUUCUAAGUUCCGAAGCAAAGGAAGGUUUCCUGUGCUGUCAUAUUAUCAUAAAGAUAAUGAGGCUGCCAUUUGCAGAUGUAGUCAGCCUCUCUCGGGAUUCAGUGCCAGGUGUCUGGAGGAUGAGCACAUGUUGCAAGCCAUCAGCAAAGCCAAUCCUAAUAAUUUCUAUAUGUAUGUUGUGGACACCAGGCCUAAACUGAAUGCACUGGCCAACAGAGCAGCAGGUAAAGGCUAUGAGAAUGAAGACAAUUAUUCUAAUAUUAGAUUCCAGUUUGUUGGUAUCGAAAACAUCCAUGUAAUGAGAUCUAGCCUGCAGAAACUUUUGGAAGUCUGUGGGACAAGGGGCCUGUCGGUCAAUGAUUUUCUGUCUGGUUUGGAGAGCUGUGGAUGGCUGCGACACAUCAAAGCUGUGUUGGAUGCUGCUAUCUUCUUAGCCAAAGCCAUAGCUUUGGAGAGUGCAAGUGUGCUAGUGCAUUGCUCCGAUGGCUGGGACCGGACAUCUCAAGUGUGUUCUCUGGGAUCUCUCUUGCUGGAUCCCUUUUAUAGAACAAUAAAAGGCUUUAUGGUUUUGAUAGAAAAAGACUGGAUUGCAUUCGGGCACAAAUUUUCAGACAGAUGCGGUCAGCUGGAUGGAGACCCAAAGGAAAUCUCUCCUGUGUUCGCUCAGUUUUUAGAAAGCGUCUGGCACCUGACGGAGCAGUUUCCGCAAGCUUUCGAGUUCAACGAGGCAUUUCUCCUUCAGAUCCACGAACACGUCCAUUCCUGCCAGUUCGGAAACUUCAUUGGGAACUGCCAGAAAGAACGAGAGGAGCUCAAAUUGAAAGAGAAGACAUAUUCACUGUGGCCUUUCCUUCUGGAUGAAUGCAAGAAGUACCUAAACCCCAUCUACAAUGAGAAUUUUUCUCAGUCGCUCACAAUUCUGGAGCCUGACACAGUAUCAUUUAAUUUUAAGUUCUGGAGGAACAUGUAUCAUCAGUUUGAUCACACCAUGCAUCCCCGGCAAUCUGUAGUCAGCCAGGUCAUGAGCAUGAGUGAGCAAAAUAAACUGCUGGAGAAAGACAUUAAGGAACUGGAAGCUAAAUUAGGUCACCGUGUAAACAAGGAGCUGGAUGCAGCCUUCACCAAGGAACCUUUGCGGCCUGUGUCACCUGUUCUUAAGACAUCCCAGUGCUUUAAGAAAGAGCAGCCUCUUCUACAUGGGAAUGACUGUAUUCGAACAAUAGAGGGCUCCAACGCAGCAGACAAUCGGUACAGCGAGUAUAUGGAAGAGCUCUCCAAGACAGAGCCUGGUGUUGUCAGUCUGGAGUACGGAGUGGCAAAAAUGACGUGUUAAAUGUCACACGGAGUAUUGCCGUCUCUUUCUGAAAAUACUGAUGGUGCAUUGUGAGACUGGUCUCUUGGAGCAUGACCAAAAACUGGAUUUGUGUAAAGGAGAGCCUCAUUGAUGUAGACUAGCAUGGCACACUAGUUGCUAAGGAGAAAUGCUGUUCUUGUGAGAAGUAACUGAAUUUAACAAUACCGAAAGGAAUGUGGAGAAUUUAGUAAAAACUGUUUUUGGCUUAAAGAACUGAGGAAUGGAAGUUGUUGUACGUGUCUAGAGUAUAACAAACUUUAGUUUGCACUAGAUAACUUGGAAUGUUAUUUAAUAUAUCGAUUGCCAAAUGGUUUAAUGGGCUUUGAAGAUCUACUUCUAGGACACAACAGAAUACUUACUGGGGCUGCUGAAAGUAUAUGUAUAUAGAUAGAAUGUACUAUGUAUGUGUACUCCUAUUUAAUCUGUUGCCUGUUGCUAAUUUUGAUGUCUCAUGUUGCCAUUGAAAGUACUGUAUAUCAAAUGCAAAAGAUGGAAACUUAUCAUCCCAAAUUCAUAGCAUGAUGUUUGGAGACACAUGAGAGAGGCACUCAGCAGGGUCUAAGGGGAUAUUAGUUUGCAUUGGUAACUCUGGAAUUCCAGGUUUCCCCUGCCUCUUUAAAUGUCCUUUUACAAAAAUCAGGAAAACUGGUUAUCUAGAUAGAUUAAAACUGCACCCCUAAGGGCUGUGAAUCUUUUGCAGAAAUCUAGCUACAAGCCUUAUAGUUACGUUCCAAAAUCUAUGUAAGGACAAUGCGUUUAUUAUGCCAUCAAAAGUGGCACAAUAUAGCAUGCAGGCCUUUGAGUUCUGAAGAGCACUUUCAAGUUCUGGAGAGGUACUGGAGAACUUGAAAGCUUUAUGUAACAUUUUGGAACAUUCCGAUUGGCCAAAUAAAAGGCACUGGCCCAAUAUGGAUUUAAAACUUGACUUUUAUGUGCCAACACAACAGUCUUUACAUUUAUGUAAUUGUGUGUAUUCCUACAAAGAGCCAAAACAUUUGUGUGGGAUGGAUGGGUGUUCAUCUCAAUGAAAGCAAAUGUGGUUCUAAUUUUUUGUGUGUGUUUCUUUCAGAUCGGUCAGGUUUCAGAGUUUUUGAAAGAAUUAGAUAUUGUAAGCUAAUCAAACAAAAGAAAUGCUGUAGAAGCAGUAUCUGUUUUUCUGAGUUUGAUCAAAUUUGCGGUUGUCUGCGGCAUUUUUGUUCAGUUUGCAAAUCUUUCUUAAAAUAAAUUUAGGUGGUUUUUUUUAAAAGCACCUUACUUUUAAUCAGUAGAAAAACUACGUAAAUGAAAUCUUCAAAUAAGUCUCCGUGGAUAGCUAAGGAGGCAGCCGCUCUUUGUUGUGAAUGGAGAAGAAACAAUAAACUCUAGGUUUGCAGGCCAGCUGGCUGCGUGUUUUCUAAAUCCACUUGCUUUAAAAACCUGAUAAUGCUCAUAUCCUCAAGAUACAGGAUGCCACCUGGGAUUGAAUUGAUCUCUAGUUAACUAACAAAAAGAGUUGGUUAGGAGGUUUAUACUGUGCCCCUCUCGCAUAUAGGCAAAUCAAAUGUAUCCCCAGAUAUCACUGUUUCUGCUUCAUCAGAAAAGAGAAUGGAUUUGCUUUCAGCCUGUGAUCCUGCUUCUGUUCACAUUUCUCGAGUUAGUUUUUAUUGUCCUAAUGAAGGAAACGAAAUGAGCUUUGAGAGCCAAGAUUAUAAACAUGAACGCCUUGGGGUUAUUAUGCUCCCUAGGUGGUAUGGUAGGCUAAUUUGUACCUGAGGGAUCAAAUGCUUAUUUGGCUCAGAGUGAAAAUUAGUUUAGAUUUGCUCUAAUCCCUGAAGGCUUUUGAUCAAAACUGCCAAUACGCAGCAUGGAACUUGACACAGUUGGCCGUGUUUCCCUCUUCCCUAGUUGGGAUCCAGGCUGUAACAACAAGGGCAAUGCAGGUCAUAACUUAAUGGAGUUGGCAAAAUUGUAUAGGGGAGGAGAAGCAUUAACCUUUUUAAGUGGUUACUGGUUUUUGUAUUGUAAUAUGUUUAAAGAGGGAACAAUGUGAAGGGUUGUAUUUUUCAAAGUCAUCUUGGUGGUAGAUGUUCUCGUCCACAGCUGGUUGGUGGGGUGGGAUCCUGCAUUCAAUGUAGUAAAUGCAGUAAAACUGUACAUUCUCAUGUCUUCUGCCACUUUAGUGGAUGUUGCAUUGAUACUGACUUUCAGAACGUACGAAGACAGAAACAUGUGCCUUCUGGUUGUUUUCUCCCUCUCCCGUUUUAUGCUAUGGACAAAUAAUCUCCUGUGUUACCAUAAACACUGAAAAUACAAUACUAAAUGUUGCCGUAA